AUGGCGGCGUGCAUGUUAGGUCUGGGAGCCAGGUUGCGUGUGGCCUCUGUAGUGAUGCGAGGGGUCCCUGCUGUCUGGGUGCUUAGUGAACCCUGCCUUCCCAGGAGGUGUGACCGCCUGGCUGCUGUGGCGGGAAAGCGGAUGCCAGCACCGACUCCAUCCCCCCAGGAGGGCCAUGAUGCUGUGGAGGAAAACCUCUAUGAGCAGCACCCCAACUCUCACGGUUACGACCAGGACCCACACGUGGACCUCUGGAACAUGCGGCUCGUCUUCUUCUUUGGCUUCUCCGUGCUCUUGGUCCUUGGCAGCACCUUUCUGGCUUACCUGCCUGACUACAGGAUGCACGAGUGGGCCCGCCGGGAAGCUGAGAGGUUUCUGAAACACCGUGAGGCCAGCGGCCUCCCCGUGAUGGAGUCCGACUACUUGGACCCCAGCAAGAUGAAGCUGCAAGAGGAUGGAAACUAG
This is a messenger RNA of Sorex fumeus (smoky shrew), 465 nucleotides long. RefSeq names its product NADH dehydrogenase [ubiquinone] 1 beta subcomplex subunit 11, mitochondrial-like. The record is from RefSeq and is a predicted model, not a curated record. The transcript has a single exon. Lineage: Eukaryota; Metazoa; Chordata; Mammalia; Eulipotyphla; Soricidae. Bases 1 to 465 code for a protein of 154 amino acids.